Messenger RNA from Sorex fumeus (smoky shrew), 928 nucleotides. It is a transcript of the gene PLPP5, whose product is annotated as phospholipid phosphatase 5. The coding region runs from base 9 to 833 and encodes 274 amino acids. The transcript is spliced from 7 exons. Gene Ontology annotation, molecular function: phosphatidate phosphatase activity. Lineage: Eukaryota; Metazoa; Chordata; Mammalia; Eulipotyphla; Soricidae. The record is from RefSeq and is a predicted model, not a curated record. Gene Ontology annotation, biological process: phospholipid metabolic process.
CGGAGCGGAUGGGGAAGGCGGCGGCGGCGCUGGGGGUCGAGCUGGGCGUGCGGCUCGGACUCUUCCUGGCCUUCCUGGCCACGGAGCUGCUGCCCCCCUUCGAGCGGCGCAUCCAGCCCGAGGAGAUGUGGCUGUACCGCAACCCCUACGUGGCGGCCGAGUACGUCCCCGCCGCGGCGCUGUUCGUCAUUGCGUUUCUCUCCCCGCUCUCCCUGAUCCUCCUGGCCCAGUGUCUGCACAAGGCCGGCUCCAGAGACUGCCAGCAAGCCUGCCUGGCCGCCAGCUUGGCCUUGAUGCUGAACGGUGUCUUUACCAACACAGUGAAGCUGAUUGUGGGCAGGCCACGCCCAGACUUCUUCUACCGCUGCUUUCCUGAUGGGGAAGCCCAUGCCAACCUGUCGUGCACAGGAGACAAGGACGUGGUGAAUGAGGGUCGGAAGAGCUUCCCCAGUGGACAUGCUUCCUUUGCAUUUGCCGGCCUGGCCUUUGCCUCCUUGUACCUGGCAGGGAAGUUACACUGCUUCACCCCACGAGGCCGUGGGCGGUCAUGGCGGCUCUGUGCGUCCCUGUCCCCUCUGCUCUUGGCAGCUGUGAUCGCACUGUCCCGCACCUGUGACUACAAGCACCACUGGCAAGAUGUGCUAGUUGGAUCCGUGAUUGGCCUGACUUUCGCCUAUGUCUGCUACAGGCAGUAUUACCCUCCUCUGACUGACGCAGAAUGCCAUAAACCUUUCCAGGACGAACUUACACUCCCCACUACCCAGAAGAAGACUGGUGAUCUUCAUCAUUUUAGCGCUGGAGCUAAACACUGGAGCACUCUCAGUGGAGAAUAAGUGAAUCUCAAAAUAGGAAUUUCAGGUCUUUUUGUUUUUUCACCUCUUACAAGGCAAAAACGAGGACAAAAGUCCUGUACUUUGCCUGUACGUGA